Coccidioides immitis RS is the source of this 1347-nucleotide messenger RNA. Its product is annotated as CMGC protein kinase. Gene Ontology annotation, molecular function: ATP binding; protein serine/threonine kinase activity. NCBI's taxonomy places the organism in Eukaryota, Fungi, Ascomycota, Eurotiomycetes, Onygenales, Onygenaceae. The record is from RefSeq and is a predicted model, not a curated record. Bases 1 to 981 code for a protein of 326 amino acids. Gene Ontology annotation, biological process: peptidyl-threonine phosphorylation; peptidyl-serine phosphorylation. The transcript is spliced from 5 exons.
AUGGCUUGGCGAGCUGGAAGAAUACUUCAUGGGCGGCUACACAGCUUUCAACUCGAGAAACCGCUGACCAAAUCCUCCACGGUCUUCAAAGCCCGUGUUUUGCCCAAAUCAACUGGUUCAACUCCAAAAUGGGCUGUGAUCAAAACCGCCUAUGAGAGGUAUAAGCUGGCAGAUUUGAAGCGGGAAUACCGGGUCUACUCCAUAGAGAGUAUCCGCAAGUCCAAACACAUCCGCGCAUUACUAGACACCAUCGACGAUUUUGACUCCACACCAAACUUAGCCGACCCAACGCCUGGAGCCAAACCAUGGAUGGCCUUCGAAUGGAUGGACCAUAGCUUGGUGGACUUCGAUCCCAAAUAUUUCAAACAGCAUCCUAGGAUCCUGCAGGUAGCUUCAAAGAGCGUUUUGAAGGCUCUCGCAACUUACAAGGAGCUGAACCUGAUUCAUACAGAUCUCAAACAUGAGAAUAUUCUUAUCUCGAACAUCGACUCAGAAGAGCCUACGGUAAAGUUGGCAGAUCUCGGAGCAACAAUACCGGACGGCUUCAACGAUGAAAGGAUACAACCCAUAGCCUGUCGAGCACCAGAGGUAUGGAGAGGCAAGGGCUGCUUUCAUGCCUCGGAUGUGUGGUCUCUAGGUGUUACUUUAACGGAUUGCUUAUCCCCUGCUUCCAUCUUCGGCAUACACGAUGACCCUCUAGGAAUAGGUGAACAUUGGGCCGUCGCGAAGCUCUUCCGCCUAUUCAACAGUUUACCUUCCCCUGUUGAUAGAUACCGCGAGUCAGAAUGGGAGCUGGCCGAAAAGCUAGUUGAUCCACAAUACGGUUAUAUGAAAGUCGGUACAAUAGACAAGGAAAUCAGAAAGUUGGAGUUGCCAGAAAUCAUGGUUGAUUUUAUCAUGUCCCUACUUGUCGUGGAUGAUGAGAAGAGGCCAACAGCUCAGGAGGCAUUGAAACACCCGUUCAUUCAUGCCGAGUUUUGAUGAGGUUCCUUCCAUCAUCAUUGCUGCCAGACUUGCGCCGGAAAAUUGGCGCAGAAGGCAAUUGUCUCUGGAACCCGGCAUCGGUGACCGGUAUUCUCCUUUCGGUCUGGGCGGGACGCUUGCUUUUGAAUAUCGCGUCAUACCCUAUCUUUGGACGGAGAAUGGAGCGGUUCUACCUUCCAUGCUUCGGAAUCAGCUUGGCCUAUUACGUGGAUACCCAGGAAUACAUCGUGUUUCCCCAACUGUAUGUUUUGGCAAGGUCUGUUGGGAAUGUAAUCGCUAUGCUUUAUUCAAUUCCUCCUCUCUCACUGUAAAAUAGGAAAAUGACAAGAGAAAUAUGUAUGUACGUACUCCGUACAGUACAAU